AUGUCCGCCCCACAACCCCCCCACCACCAUACGCACGCAGGCGAGACUCUGCGCCACCUCCCUGGCCUCGUACCCACUCAGCGCCGCGCACCGCCUCGCAUCCCCGAAAAGUGUCUCUCAUGGUGCUCGCAGCGCGACGGCGCACCAGCAAUGUGCCGCAUGCUGUGCCUGCGUAACCGCACUCCACUCCUCACGCAGGCCGAGGCGCUCGCCAAGCUCCGCCCCGACUCGUCAUCCUCCAAAACAGCCUCGAUCGGUGAUUUCUUUGAGGCGUGGCGUACCCGUCUCUCCCCAUAUUCGUUCAUCUACGUCAAGGGCACACCCGAAGGUGUCGUGGGGCGGUACAUGGAGGAGCUGGAUGCCGACGAUGGGCAGUACGACUUUGGAGCGGUGAGCCGGUGGGCACCGGACAAGAUGAGGCGGCGGAGCGAUGGCGUAGAGUACCUCGACUGGGGGGAGGCUGGGUGCCUGCUCCACGUUCCGUUCACAUCGAUCUUCUCGCCAUUCCUCAACCUUCCCCGCAACGUCGAGCGCGUGAUGUCACCACCCAUAAACCUCGCGACGCAAUACUACGAGUCGUUUGAGAACGGGACGCAGGCGCGCGCACUGGGCCGCUUCACCGACGAGGUGUACAAGCUCGGCGCUUUCGACAUGGUCAGCAAGGUGAUUGAACACUGGCGCGACCGUGCAGCCAAGCAGGCCGAGGCCGAGGCCGCGGCGCAGAAGGAGGCGGACCGCGGUGCAGAGAGCGCGCAGGCUGCGCGUGAGGCCCGCGAUCGCGUCAAGGAGAAGAACACCAAGGAGUAG
Cutaneotrichosporon cavernicola is the source of this 807-nucleotide messenger RNA. RefSeq lists its product as uncharacterized. The record is from RefSeq and is a predicted model, not a curated record. The transcript is spliced from 2 exons. Bases 1 to 807 code for a protein of 268 amino acids. NCBI's taxonomy places the organism in Eukaryota, Fungi, Basidiomycota, Tremellomycetes, Trichosporonales, Trichosporonaceae.